Microthlaspi erraticum is the source of this 454-nucleotide messenger RNA. NCBI's taxonomy places the organism in Eukaryota, Viridiplantae, Streptophyta, Magnoliopsida, Brassicales, Brassicaceae. The record is from the annotation of a GenBank genome assembly.
AUGAAGAAAGUCAACUUUGUGUCUGCUGAGGAGAUGGAACCAGUCCAAGAAGGGGAGGAUACACAAUUUGCUGAGGUGUGCUACAUGAGCAAUGGGCAAGGAGGUUACAACAAAGGAUACUAUAAUUACAAGUCCAACCCUGCCAUGUCAUACCGCAACACUGAUGUUGCUAACCCUCAGGACCAAGUCUAUCCUCAACAACAAGCAGCUCGAUCGAGUCAGUGCCACAACAUGGGCUUUCCCCACCAACCACCCCAGCCUGCACCUUCGCAAGAGAAUGAGCUCAAGGCAAUGCUAAAGCAACUACUUCAAGGGCAAGCUGAUGGGGUAGUGGACACAAGCAAGAAGCUAGCUGAAAUAAACUCCAAGAUCGAGAAUCUCAACACAAGGGUUUACUCUCUGGAGAAUCAUGCUUCUUCUGUUGCUGCUGCUACAAAGCAAGGACAACUACCUG